CUCUUACUCACACACAGGCUCUCUCUCUCUCUCUCUCUCUCUCAUAGAUAUCACACUCCACGAGCGACUCACGUGACCUCGACAUGGCUCCUGAGCUCCUUCCAGCGUCUGUAAAACCCGUCACGAAGCCAAGCCGGGCCUUCGUGACUUUCUUGGCCGGAAACGCAGACUACGUGAAGGGCGUCGUCGGCCUGGCCAAGGGGCUGAGGAAGACCAAAACGGCGUACCCUUUGGUCGUCGCGGUGCUACCCGACGUGCCUGAGGAGCACCGUCGGAUCCUUGAGUCACAGGGCUGCAUAGUCCGUGAGAUCGAACCCGUUUACCCGCCCGAAAGCCAGACCCAGUUCGCCAUGGCCUAUUACGUCAUCAACUACUCCAAGCUACGCAUAUGGGAGUUUGUGGAGUACAGUAAAAUGAUAUACUUGGACGGAGAUAUCCAGGUGUUUGACAACAUCGACCACCUGUUUGAUCUGCCGGAUGGGUAUUUCUACGCCGUGAUGGACUGCUUCUGUGAGAAAACAUGGAGUCACACGCUGCAGUACAAGAUCGGGUACUGCCAGCAGUGCCCUGACAGGGUGACGUGGCCACCGGAGUUGGGCCAGCCACCGUCCCUUUACUUCAACGCCGGCAUGUUUGUGUACCAACCCAGUUUGUCCACCUGCCAUGACCUCUUGAACACCGUACAAGUCACACCACCUACUUCAUUUGCUGAGCAGGACUUUUUGAACAUGUACUUCAGGAAUGUUUACAAGCCCAUCCCUGUGGAUUACAAUCUAGUGCUUGCUAUGUUGUGGCGACACCCAGAAAAUGUGGAGAUAGAGAAAGUGAAAGUUGUUCACUACUGUGCAGCGGGAUCAAAGCCAUGGAGGUAUACAGGGAAAGAAGAAAACAUGCAGAGGGAGGAUAUAAAGAUGUUUGUAAAGAAUUGGUGGGAUAUUUACAAUGAUGAAUCGUUGGACUACAAGAAGCUACCGCCGCCGCCGGCGAUGGCGGCGAAUGGGGAAGCGGAGGCGGUGAACAUGCAGCCGUUCUUGUCUGCUCUUUCCGAGGCUUGUGCGAUUCAGUAUGUGACGGCGCCAUCAGCGGCUUAAUUUAGAGUUAACUCAAAAGAGUUAAAAAGGAUGGAUGGAGAGAUUUUGAUGCGAAUAAGGUUUCGAUUUUUGGCUUUGGCCUUUUUAAUGUUUUUGUUGGUGCUCGAUUAAGUGAUGAUUUCCAAACUGUUAAAGAUCGAGUCGUUGGCUGUUAAUUGGGUCUGUAUAUAAUGUGUGAUUUAGAGUGAUGAAUACAUGUAUUUUGAGUUUUCAA
Corylus avellana is the source of this 1305-nucleotide messenger RNA. The record is from RefSeq and is a predicted model, not a curated record. NCBI's taxonomy places the organism in Eukaryota, Viridiplantae, Streptophyta, Magnoliopsida, Fagales, Betulaceae.